AUGAAGCGUGCAAGAGAUGACGCGCUGCACGUCUACAGCGCAGUGUCUGGGGAAGAGUUGGCCGCGGUGAGUGUCGAGGAGUUUCCCACUGUGCGCAGCUUGAAGCAGCACUUGCAGGGCUGCUGCGGGGUGCCCAGAUUCCGACAGAGGCUGCUUGCCGACGACACGAACCUGCAGGAUGAUGCUAUGCUGGGCCAGCUAGGCUCCAGCAACCUUCGGCUUGUUCUUCUGCCUUUCGCGUCGGGGCAGCACGCGGGCAAGCUCACGGGCGCCGUAAACCGAGGCGCGGUACAACAGGUUGAAGCUCUGCUGCAGAGGCCACAGAAUCCUGACCUGAGAGACCGAUUUGGGCAGACUCCUCUUUAUGCUGCUGCCCUCAGAGGGCGCCGCGAGAUUGUAGAGCUGCUCUUAGAAGCCCGGGCCCGGGGCAGCACGCGGGCAAGCUCACGGACUCCUCUUUAUGCUGCUGCCCUCAGAGGGCGCCGCGAGAUUGUAGAGCUGCUCUUAGAAGCCCGGGCCAAUGUGGAAAAGAGGAAGAUGACGGACCGGCUCGUGCCAGAUCGCCUCUGGGCGCUGCUGCUGGAAGCCAAUGCAGACCCGAACAGAUUUGGUGGCAAUUAUUAUGGGAACGAGGGCAUGGAUGACUAUGUGAUGUCCGCCCUCAGAACGCCUCUGUGGCGGGCUACUUAUGAUGGCUACAGGAACAUCGUGCGCUUAUUGCUGCAAUUUUCCGCUGAUGCUUCCAAAGUGGCUACCGCAGCUUACAAUUUCAGUACACCUCUUGGCAUCGCUUGUUCAAUGCCAGGCCGCUUGGAGAUUGCCCGCAUGCUGCUGGAGGCCAGAGCAAACGCAGAUGAGAUUUGUGGUGAAAACGGCCUGACACCUGUCGAGGUGGCAGCUCGUAGCGGGAACGAUGAAAUUGUAAAGUUGGUCUCCAGGCUUGCUGUUGCGCCCGCGCGGAACUCGUGGAUGGUUCGGGAUGCUGCGCCGCCCGCUCUCGCUGCAGCUGCGCCCGCGCGGAGGACGUUCUCGCAGAGGCUUCGGGAAAUUCGGGAGGCCAAGUAG
Molecule: messenger RNA, 1065 nt
Organism: Symbiodinium natans
Lineage: Eukaryota; Dinophyceae; Suessiales; Symbiodiniaceae
Source: the annotation of a GenBank genome assembly